Messenger RNA from Aureobasidium pullulans EXF-150, 975 nucleotides. RefSeq lists its product as uncharacterized. Gene Ontology annotation, molecular function: protein binding. The coding region runs from base 136 to 849 and encodes 237 amino acids. NCBI's taxonomy places the organism in Eukaryota, Fungi, Ascomycota, Dothideomycetes, Dothideales, Saccotheciaceae. The record is from RefSeq and is a predicted model, not a curated record. The transcript is spliced from 4 exons.
CAGAGCAGCCUCUUAUAUAUGGCUUCCUCUAUCUUCUGAGCAUUCGAUUCUUCGUGCUCUCCUGCAAACACAAAUUUGUUGCUUGAGGUCAAAUUUGUGUCCACGGCUUGACGAUUUUGUUUUACCAACGAAAGAAUGGAUCAACACGAUGACUGUCAAAGGCACAUCUGGACCAAGAAAACGGUGGAUCAGCUCGUAGCCACACCUUGCGAGACGAUUCAACUAUGCUCUUCGCAGGGCUCAAUACAAACUAUCAACAAGGAACUUCUGUGCUACUUCUCCAAGUACUAUCGUGCCGCUCUGAACGGUCGAUUCGCUGAGGCUCACCAACAACUAUUCAACGUUGAUCUUUCAGGACAGCAACUCAGAGUGUUCACAGCUUGGAUCUACACAGGCCAGCUCGAACUUCUGAAAUGGAACCGCGAAGAUCGUCUGAUGCUUUACGUGUUCGCCGACUUCGCAGAGAUUCUCGCACUUCGUCGCCAGAUCAUGACCGAGGAAGGAAGAAUGGAGAGAUACAAAGAAGUGGGUCUGGCAAUCACCCACCUCCCAGAUAACUCUCCAUAUCGCAGGCGAAUCGUCGAUCACUACGCCCGCCACUGGAAGACCGCAGAUGAUCGGUACGACGGUUGGCAUCCGAAAGAUGACGCUAUAUACCGAGGUUUCUGGUACCAGGUGUGGGAUGUCCAAGCCCAAGAAGGAUGGUUCAAACAACCCAAAUGUCCUUGCUGUCGCAACCCGUGCAACUAUCACGAACACGUGAACGAAGAGGAAUGGGAAGCAACUUGCGGACAGCUGGCAAGAUCGAAAAAGCCAGAGGAAAAGUUCUUCCUCCGCAGUGAUCAUUAGGUCAGGAGGAACGGCGAACAAGAAAGAAGGCGAUCAAAGUAGGCCAAUUUGCAUACCGCAACUCUCCCUGCAACUACAAUGAGCACAAGACUAUGAAAGAAUGGCAAGGCACUUGCGGAAUUUCAA